UCUUCUUCUCUUCACACAUAUAUUAAAAAAAAAAAUGUUUUUUGAAGCAACUUAUGUACCCUCCCCACCUUUAUCCAUUGCCAGUAUAGAUGAUGACGCUGAGACACAUGUUGAAGUACCAGAGCCCGAUGUUGAACCUGCUUCAGAUAAACCAGUUGAUCACUUAAUCUUUGUUAUUCAUGUAAGUCAAAACAAACUGAACAAUAUGGUCAUUUUUACGAACACAUUGAGAACUUACAAGAAACGACCCGUCAAGUAUUACAAGCCAAGGUCCCUGAUCAUAAUGUGCGUAUUGAACUUAUACCCAUUGAAUGGCAUCGACAUAUUCAUGAACAAGUCGAUCCCAUCAUUAACAAAAUUACCUUAAAAUCGAUACCCACUGUCCGACUGAUUGAAAAUGAUUACCUUGCGGAUGUCCUGUUCUAUUUUUCCAAGGACAGAGGACAAAAUAUUGUGGAUAAUGUCACUGGUUUAUUUAACACUUCCUAUCACA
Messenger RNA from Mucor mucedo, 493 nucleotides. RefSeq lists its product as uncharacterized. The record is from RefSeq and is a predicted model, not a curated record. The transcript has 4 exons. Bases 35 to 367 code for a protein of 110 amino acids. Lineage: Eukaryota; Fungi; Mucoromycota; Mucoromycetes; Mucorales; Mucoraceae.